UGAUGUCACUCGUGGCGGGGUGAUCGACCAGUUGUAUAUAACAACUCCUAUGAGUGACCCAGAAGAACCUAAGUACUUUGGUUCUACCCAUCGGACCGUCUCCAACCUGCUGACAAAUCAAGCUGCCUCGAGACGAUGCUCAAAUUUCUAUCUAUACAGAUUUACAACCACCACUUUCUCACCUUCCCCGCCAUUCAACCACUCUGACUCUUGUCUGAUCAUCCCUAGAUAGCUGCACAAUACAUCCACCCAUCACCAUGACCAAUUUCAACAUCCAGAUCAUCUCCGACACCAUCUGUCCGUGGUGCUACAUCGGCUUCCGCCGGCUCUCACGCGCCAUAACCCUCCACAAAACGACCUACCCAAGCGACACCUUCACCCUGACCUGGCACGCAUUCUACCUGAAUCCCGCCUCCCCCGCAUUCCCCGGCCUCGAGAAGACGGAAGCCUACGCGACGAAAUUCGGCCGGGACCGGGCCUUCGCCAUCUUCGACCGGUUGACGGCGGUGGGCCGGACGGAAGGGGUGCAGUUCAGUUUCGGGGGGCGGACGGGGCGGACGCGCGAUUCGCAUCGGGUGGUGUGGUGGGCGGGGAAGAAGGAGAAGGAGGGGGAGGGGGAGGCAUCGUUGGAGGGGAGUCUGGUUGGGGGGCUGCAGACGAGGGUGGUGGAGAGGUUGUUCCGGGCGUAUUUCGAGGAGGAGAAGAACAUUACGGAUCCCGAGGUGUUGGUGGAGGCGGCGGUGGGGGCUGGGCUGGAGAGGGAGGCGGUGGUGAGGCUGCUUGAGUCGGAGGAGGGAGGCGCGGAGGUCGACUUGGAGGCGGAGCGGGCAAGGCGCCAGUUGGUGACGGGGGUGCCGUAUUUCAUGGUCCAGGGGCAGUAUGCGGUCGAGGGGGCCGAUGAGCCGGAGACUUUCUUGGAGGUGUUUGAGCAGGUCAAGAAGAUUGCUUGAAAGGAGAAAGACGAUCUAUAGGGAAUGGUUGGAAACAGAACAUGUUUUUACAUUGAUCGUUCUAGGUUUAAAUCAGGCAACGGACAUUUAUCGUGCGAUGCUCUUGAUAGCAAACAUGCAGACAUAACACACACACAGC
Messenger RNA from Aspergillus heteromorphus CBS 117.55, 1089 nucleotides. RefSeq names its product DsbA family oxidoreductase. The record is from RefSeq and is a predicted model, not a curated record. Gene Ontology annotation, molecular function: oxidoreductase activity. NCBI's taxonomy places the organism in Eukaryota, Fungi, Ascomycota, Eurotiomycetes, Eurotiales, Aspergillaceae. Bases 258 to 950 code for a protein of 230 amino acids. The transcript is spliced from 2 exons.